Molecule: messenger RNA, 423 nt
Organism: Temnothorax curvispinosus
Lineage: Eukaryota; Metazoa; Arthropoda; Insecta; Hymenoptera; Formicidae
Exons: 1
Coding region: 1-423 (140 amino acids)
Source: RefSeq, a predicted model, not a curated record
AUGUGGCUGGACAGCGAGAGGGACUUCGGCGAGCACGUCGCCCGCGUGGCCCUAAGAGCCAAGAUAAUCGCGAAUAACUUGUCUCGACUAUUGCCGAAUCUUGGCGAGGCCAGUGAUCGAGUGCGUUGCCUCUACACGGCGAUGAUCCAUUCAGUACUAAUGUACGCCGCCCCUGUGUGGUGGAAGAAAGUAGGAGACUCCAACCUACGCAGGGGCAGGAUGGAGGCCGCACAGCGGGUCAUCGCGAGGUCAGCCGCGAGGGCGUAUAGGACCGUCGCCCAUGUGGGGGCGACCGCCGUGGCGGGGAUCUCCCCUGUGCAUCUGAUCGCGAGGGCGCACUCCAAGGUAUAUGACCGGGUGCGCGCUAUUCGCGAGGAACAGGGGCAGAUCACACCCAGGGCUAGGACAGCGCUGAUAAAGUAG